Messenger RNA from Lytechinus variegatus (green sea urchin), 723 nucleotides. RefSeq lists its product as uncharacterized. Lineage: Eukaryota; Metazoa; Echinodermata; Echinoidea; Temnopleuroida; Toxopneustidae. The transcript is spliced from 2 exons. Bases 1 to 723 code for a protein of 240 amino acids. The record is from RefSeq and is a predicted model, not a curated record.
AUGACGAACAGGAGAAAUUUCCCCAAAGAACUAAUCAAGAAAUCAGGGCAGUUUGGAAAAGGGAAUUCACAGAUGCUCUUCAAUGGGAAAGUGGCAGCCAUUGUUUGGGAAGACGAGAAACCAGUCUACUUUCUCACAACCACUCUUGUUGAUGCCCCACCAACUACCGUACAGAGAUAUGAUGCAAAGGAACACAAAAAGGUAGCAGUUUCAUGCCCCAAGCCUGUCAAAGCGUACAAUGCAUUCAUGGGAGGAACGGACAAAAACGAUCAGAUGACGAGACUACAAAGGUGCAGAAGACACUAUAAGUGGCCGAGAAGACUUGUCAUGAAGUUCUUCAUGUGGGCAGCUUACAAUGCAUACAUUUUGAUGGGAUUAAAAAAGCCUCAUGAUAAAAGAUUGUGCCUACAGCUUGUUGGAGAUGUGCGUAACACCAGUCACAAAGGACGUCGCCGGUCAAGUGACCCAGAGCGCAGACUUGUAGAUGCAGGCAGUCACUUCCCUGAAAGAGCCCCUCAGGGUACAACCAAUCACAGGUGUGUGGUAUGCCAAGAGAAGUAUAGAAGAGCUAAAGCUGCCAACCCACAAGCAAAGGAAGAUGAAUUACCCAAACGAAAGAAGACAGUUUAUUGGUGCUCUUACUGUGAGGCAUUUCUGUGCAUCAGAGCACGAGACAGCAACUGCUGGAGAUCUUGGCACACAAAGGUUGCUUACUGGCAAUAA